UGUUCGCUUAUUUCUCGCCGGCUCUGCGCAUGCGCCGUGCUAGGUCUCCUUCAUUGUGCCCUGUCCCCGUUAUAGACGCGGCUAAAGCUAAGCUAGCUGUCACUCCUCUCCGCAGCAUCACUCCAGGGACUCUCCCGGCUUCACAAACACAUCUCCUGCACCGGUGCGAUGGCCGUCCCUCCUUCAUACUCAGACCUGGGCAAAGCAGCCAAGGACAUAUUCAGCAAGGGCUAUGGCUUUGGUGUCGUGAAGUUGGACCUUAAGACCAAAUCUCAGAGCGGAGUGAUGGAGUUCAACACGUCUGGCUCCAGUAACACGGACACAGGGAAGGCGUCUGGAAGCCUGGAGACCAAGUACAAGAUGAAGGAGUUGGGCCUGAGCUUCAACCAGAAGUGGAACACAGACAACACUCUGGCGACCGAGGUCACGGUGGAAGAUCAGCUGACUCAAGGACUGAAAGUCGCCUUGGACACGUCUUUUGUCCCGAACACAGGUAAGAAGAGCGGGAAGCUGAAGACCGGCUACAAGCGCGAGUACGUCAACCUGGGCUGCGACGUGGACUUCGAGGGUCCCAUCAUCCACGCCAACGCCGUGCUGGGCUACGAGGGCUGGCUGGCCGGCUACCAGAUGGCCUUCGACACGGCCAAGUCCAAACUGGCCCAGAACAACUUCGCCCUGGGAUACCGGGCCGGAGACUUCCAGCUACACACCAACGUUAACGAUGGGACUGAGUUCGGUGGCUCCAUCUACCAGAAGGUGAACGAGGAGCUGGAGACGGCGGUCACUCUGGCCUGGACCGCCGGCAGCAACAACACUCGCUUCGGCAUCGCCGCCAAAUACAAGCUGGACAAAGACGCGUCUCUGUCGGCCAAAGUGAACAACGCCAGCCUGAUCGGAGUCGGCUACACCCAGAGUCUGAGGCCAGGCGUGAAGGUCACCCUCUCUGCUCUGAUCGACGGGAAGAACUUCAACGCCGGCGGACACAAGGUCGGCAUGGGCUUCGAGCUGGAGGCGUAAAGAGGACACGCACCAACAAAGAAGAAAAGCACCCAACCACCUUCAUCACGUAGCUCCUCUUCCUCAUCACCGGACUCUCCCUCACUCCCUCCCUCCUCGCCUCCCCCUCGUGUUCACGCCUCUUCCGAGAAUUUCUGACAGUGAUAGUCGAGUGUGGAGGUCGAUCCUGACGCUGUUUACUAUUUAUUUAUUUUCUCUGGAUAGGUCAUCGGAUGAAGUAGUCGUCAAAGCUUCGUUAAAGCCUCGUUAAAGCCUCGUUAAAGCAUGUAAGAGUGAAACAACGCUAUGCUAAGCUAAAAGAAAAUCGCUUGGUUGAAAGAAAAAAAAAGGUGCAGAGUGUCUGUUUUCUAUUGUUUUUCUAUUUAAUUUGGACUAUUUGAUCCGUGCAGCUUGUUUUAAACGUGUUUUCUCUGAAUCAUGACCGGAGGAUAUUCUCGCUUCCUUCUCACCUCGUCUCGGUAGAUGAAACCAACGUAGAGGAAUCUUCUGGUAGCCGGCGUAGUUAGUUUUAUUUCCUACUGCGUUGUUUUCAUCUAUCUGUGAUCUUCGUCCUCUCCUCCGCAACCUGACAGGACGAGAAGAGGGUGUCGUGUCCCCACGUACAGCGUCAAAACGUGUUGUUGUUGUUUUGCUUUAUUUUUAUUUUCCAGCUCAUUGUGUCGUCAUGGUAAUGAAGCUCAUUUUCAUCUUUGUCUGUUAGACACAGUACCUCAUUUUUUUCCAAUGUAAACGAAGGGAAUUCUAAUAAUAAAAAAUGGAAAAAAAGCAA
This is a messenger RNA of Mugil cephalus (flathead mullet), 1786 nucleotides long. Its product is annotated as Voltage-dependent anion-selective channel protein 2-like. The record is from RefSeq and is a predicted model, not a curated record. The transcript has 10 exons. Gene Ontology annotation, molecular function: voltage-gated monoatomic anion channel activity. Lineage: Eukaryota; Metazoa; Chordata; Actinopteri; Mugiliformes; Mugilidae. The coding region runs from base 169 to 1017 and encodes 282 amino acids. Gene Ontology annotation, cellular component: mitochondrial outer membrane. Gene Ontology annotation, biological process: monoatomic anion transmembrane transport.